CUCCUUCAUCAAACACUUGUGGAUUUUCACACUUGUAACUACAAACAACAAACCUCACAAUUAUACUACACUUGUUCAUAAGUAUAAGCUCACCAUUAUACUAAUCAUGGGAAAGAAAGAAAGAAAAAACUCUGUCACUGUUGACUUAGAAAAUUGCGACAAAAUGCAGCACUUGAAACCUAUUCCAAAGAGCAGAUCAUCUUCCAUAACCUCCAUUGAGAGUAACGGUUCGUUCGAGUCGGUGUUAAGACCUCCUCCAAUGAAGGAAUUUGAUGAUUUAAGAGCAUUUGAGGCUUAUAUUAGAGAUGAAACAUGGGAAAAUGAUUUUGACUAUUUACAUGCCCACUUGAAGUAUUAUCCUCCAUUUAUAUUGAAGGAAUGCCACGAAAACUUAGAUAAAGUUAAACCUACGGCCAACAAAAACAGUAGAAAGUUCAAGAGGAAUUUGCAACAUCAUGUGCAAAGACACUUGAUGAAAGAAAUGGCCAUCUGUGGAGGUUACAACAUGGACUUCAAGCGGGUUGACGUGCGUGAAACCCCCAAGACCAUGGUCUGGACGUACGAGGAUAGUACUGACCAUGGCUUCAAUCCCGAAGAAGAGGAUGCCUUCAAUAGACACUGGAAAUUACAGUUAGAAGUUUGCUGCAACAACGAAAACGCUAUGGUCGAUGUUGAUUACAGGGCAAUUCCUUUGUGAUGCCUGAUUAGAGUUGUAACCACAUGCCUCGUGCCUGGCUUUGCUGCUGCCCCUAUGUUUUGUUUAUGUGUUUUUUCACGCCGUUAUGUGAUUACGAUGAUUAUGUUGAAUUUCUAUUAGUUUCUGGUCAAUAAAUAUUGCCGAUUUAACUUCUUGCCAACGCAUCAUAUGCUGGGGAAGUGGUUUCGUAUUCGUUCAUGUACUCAUUAAAGUGUUGCUCUAGAUAUUCCAAAAUAUCUCCACACUCGCUCAUCAAUGUAUGAAUACUUGGUGCAUCCAUAACCGUUUCGGUCACCAAUCCAGGUAGGGUGACAAAGAGUCGAAGAAGGUGUUCGAACCCGUAUAUGUCUCCCAAGUCAACGUCCGCCCCGUGUUCCUUCAAAAUUUCCCCAUACUGCACUCUCUCAUACUUGUACAAAAGAAUUAGCUUGACGGAUGCUUUGAAAUAGACUGCAAGACCACUCAUAACUUCUUGUGUAAUAUUGAACUGCUCUAGUGUCUUGGUUUGUUCUACCUCUUCCAAAUAUUCUUUGAGUAUUAUAUUGAGUGGUUUUGGAGCAGGAAGUGUAACGAUCUUUCUAUCCUUAGUAGUAAAUUCCCAGUCAUCAACAAGAAGGUAUUUUAGCUUAGCAGGCAUAGGAAGAAUCACAUCAUUCUUUCUCUUUUUUUGUUUGAGCUCUUCCUUUUCUACCUUUUUCUUCACCUUGGUGUUGUGCCGAUGACGUUUAGAGGGUUUGGGACUUGGCUCUGCCAGUUUCUUCUUGCUUUCAUUGUAAUCUUCUCUGACACGUCUUCGAAGUCUCAUGUUUUCAUCAUUCAACUCCAUGACACGGUCGUUGGCGACCCAUUCGUCCCAUUUCAGGUUCCAUCCCAUGUAAUGAAGGAGAUAGGCAUUACACUCGAGCAAGUGUUCUGGGAUUUCAUUUUCUUCAACUGGCUCAUGGUUUCCUUCUUCAUCCACCACAAAGCUUUUACCAUAUUCAUGAGACUUCAAAACCUUGGCCUUAUAGAUUAAAGGUCCAUGGAAUGCCAAUACCAGGGCAUUGGGUUUUAAAACUGGUUCACAAUAAGUGGACAUACGAAAUUAACGGCUCUGACGAAUUGUGCUUUAUACCAACACGAUACAAUAGAAUACAAAAUACAUUUGCGCGAGUUUUCGC
This is a messenger RNA of Yamadazyma tenuis ATCC 10573, 1857 nucleotides long. NCBI's taxonomy places the organism in Eukaryota, Fungi, Ascomycota, Pichiomycetes, Serinales, Debaryomycetaceae. The record is from RefSeq and is a predicted model, not a curated record.